AUGGCAAUGCUCCCCACUGCUUAUGCGGAAGUCUGUAGUGGGCUGUGGUUUUUCUCUAGAACUCGUGUUCACGUGUUCCAGGUUCUGGCGAUCAACCGUGCCGAGGGCCGCAAAUUCAUUCGCGUGAAGCUCGACUUUCCAGCUCGUCUCAUCUCGCGCAUCCGUGGUGUCAUCUCCGAGAGCUUCCUCCACGGCGUCCACCCCACUCACCACAAUCUCUUUUGGGCCGCUUUCGACGACGGCUGGAAACGCUUGAUGAAACCCUACCUCACGAGGAAGUUAAGGUCGAACAUCACCUCCAGGGCACACGACCUCUCUCUCGCCGUCUUCUCCGAUAAUUUGCGUCGCCUUCUAAUGACCGCACCCCUUCGCAACGCCCCCCUCACCAGCGCAGGCGACAUCAACGGCAUCCACCACCAGCAAUCGUCGACAGGUCCACAUUUCAGUCGCGUGGAUCCCCAUUACAACGUGGUCUCGUCCAGUCUUGAUGCGCCCGGUGAUCGACUGUCCGUGGUUGGCCUUGACCCUGGCUGGCGCCACGGCACCAAGUGGGCUGCAUGUGACCCUCUGGGGUGCGUGCUCGCCUCUGGAGUCAUCCACGUGACCAUGUCCGGUAGUCAGCUGAAAGCCGACGCUGGUUCCCCACCCCACAAACCAGAAGCACACUGA
Molecule: messenger RNA, 669 nt
Organism: Mesocestoides corti
Lineage: Eukaryota; Metazoa; Platyhelminthes; Cestoda; Cyclophyllidea; Mesocestoididae
Source: the annotation of a GenBank genome assembly